Molecule: messenger RNA, 2418 nt
Organism: Myotis lucifugus (little brown bat)
Lineage: Eukaryota; Metazoa; Chordata; Mammalia; Chiroptera; Vespertilionidae
Gene: FOXC2
Product: forkhead box C2
Biological process (GO): regulation of transcription by RNA polymerase II; anatomical structure morphogenesis; cell differentiation
Molecular function (GO): DNA-binding transcription factor activity, RNA polymerase II-specific; RNA polymerase II cis-regulatory region sequence-specific DNA binding
Source: RefSeq, a predicted model, not a curated record
GAAACUUUUCCCAAUCCCUAAAAGGGACUUGACUUCUUUUUCCGGGCUCGGCAGGGCAGCCAGUCUGACCCCGCUCGCUGACCCCCAGGGCUACCGAUUUGCGGGGAGGCUUGGAGAGCCGCCGUACCCCUCCCGGCACAGACCAGGGGGCCAGCCUCGGUCCACUGCGCGCGCGGAGUCUCCGCCGCGUCCCCAGCCGCCCGCCCGGGCUGCCACCCGCCGGGUCCCGAGAGCGAGCGAGCGAGCGAGCAGGGGCCGGCGCUGCGCUCGCCCGGGGCGCGCCCUCCAGGAUGCUGAUCCCUCCAGUCAGCUGAAGCGAGCGUCCCUUCUCCGUCCGAAGGCGGGAGCCGAGCGUCGGCGCCUCCUCCACCUCGUCCCCGAGACUUCCCAGCUCCCUUCCACUCUCGCUCGCUCACUCUCGCUCUCUCGCUCUCGCAGGGCCUUCCUCACGGUCCGUGCGAACAGGCGGUGGCGAGCCGUCUCGGACGCAGCAUGCAGGCGCGCUACUCCGUGUCCGACCCCAACGCCCUGGGAGUGGUGCCCUACUUGAGCGAGCAGAAUUACUACCGAGCGGCGGGUAGCUACGGCGGCAUGGCCAGCCCCAUGGGCGUCUUCGGGCAUCCGGAGCAGUACGGCGCGGGCAUGGGCCGCUCCUACGCGCCCUACCACCACCACCAGCCCGCGGCGCCCAAGGACCUGGUGAAGCCGCCCUACAGCUACAUCGCGCUCAUAACCAUGGCGAUCCAGAACGCGCCCGAAAAGAAGAUCACCCUCAACGGCAUCUACCAGUUCAUCAUGGACCGCUUCCCCUUCUACCGGGAGAACAAGCAGGGCUGGCAGAACAGCAUCCGCCACAACCUCUCGCUCAACGAGUGCUUCGUCAAGGUGCCCCGCGACGACAAGAAGCCCGGCAAGGGCAGCUACUGGACCCUGGACCCCGACUCCUACAACAUGUUCGAGAACGGCAGCUUCCUGCGGCGCCGGCGGCGCUUCAAGAAGAAGGACGUGCCCAAGGAGAAGGAGGAGCGGGCAACCUCAGGGCCGCCCCCGGGGGCCAGGGCCAUGCGCGCCAUGAGCCUGUACACGGGCGCCGAGUUGCCGGCGCACAUGUGCGUCCCGCCGGCGCUGGACGAGGCCCUCUCGGACCACCCGAGCGGCCCCACGUCGCCCCUGAGCGCCCUCAACCUCGCCGCGGGCCAGGAGGGCGCGCUGGCCGCCGCGGGACACCACCACCAGCACCACGGCCACCACCACCCGCAGGCGCCGCCGCCCCCGCCGGCUCCCCAGCCCCCGUCGGCGCCGCAGCCCGCGGCCGCCGCGGCCCAGGCGGCCUCCUGGUAUCUCAACCACAGCGGGGACCUCAACCACCUCCCCGGCCACACGUUUGCGGCCCAGCAGCAGACUUUUCCCAACGUCCGGGAGAUGUUCAACUCCCACCGGCUGGGGAUUGAGAACUCGACCCUCGGGGAGCCCCAAGUGAGCGGCAACGCGAGCUGUCAGCUGCCCUACAGAUCCACGCCGUCCCUCUACCGCCACGCCGCCCCCUAUUCCUACGACUGCACCAAAUACUGACCGGCUCCGGCUUCGCCUCGCGGACGCGGCCCCCUCCGACAGUUCAGCCCUGCAGAGAACCCAGACAAGACCGCCAGCCUUUUCUCAGACCCGGGAGCAGAGCGCGCGCCGGCUCCGGCCCUCGGGGACGCUGCAGGUAACUUAAACUCGCCGUCCUGUUUCUGAGAUUCUUGAGAAGGCCCCCGUGAAGGGACGUAGCCCAACGAAAUAAAUAUUAAGACCCCCCUCCCCUACCAGGAUGGCUGUGCUCUCUGCUCCGCUCGGGGUUUCCAAAAUUAAAUUAUGGACCAAAUCCCAUAGCGACCCAGUAAUGACUCUCUGUAGAGACCUCCAUAGGUUUAUGGCGCUCUCUAUAGAUUUUUGUAUGUGCUGUGUGUAAUUUUAAAUUUCUCUAACCGUGCUGUACAAAUGUGUGGAUUUGUAAUCAGGCUAUUUUGUUGUUGUUGUUGUUCAGAGCCAUUAAUAUAAUAUUUAAAGUUGAGUUCACUGGAUAAUUUUCAUCUUGCCCAACCAUUUCUAACUGCCAAAUCGAAAAUCCAUAAAAACCUAUGUGGGGUUUCCCCCUUGUACAAUUACGAGACUUAAUUCUUUUCCCAGUUGUAGGUCUUUUACAAAACAAGAACAUAAUUUAUUUUUUGUUGCUGUUGGCCAAGAAAGAAGUCAAGUAUCUGAUACUUUUUAUUUACAAAGUGUGAUGGUUUUGUAUAGUAGAUUUCUCCUUGAGCAUUCCUAAAAGAAAAGAAAAAAAAACUUUAAAAAAUUUAACGUCACCUGUGUUUGUCUUAUGUGGUCUUACUUGUUGUACGUACCUUAAAAUAAACCCAUGUUGUUUUUCUGCCCCAAAAA